AUAAUGUAAUGUUUUCAACUUAACGCGUUUGCUGCUUACAACAACAGAAUAAACGAUAAUUAUGGCUAAACACUUUAACGGCAAAAGAAUACUUGUGACCGGGGGCUGUCAAGGUAUCGGAUACGGCAUAGCUACAGAAUUAUGGAAGCAAGGUGCUAAUGUUGUUGCAUUAUCCAAUCAAAAGGAAAGCUUACAAAAACUCCAUAAAGAAUAUCCUUCCAUAGAAGUUGUUUGUGUAGAUCUUCGAGACUGGGCCAAAACUAAAGCAGCUGUAGAUGCCCUAGGCAUCUUCGAUGGGCUGGUCAACAAUGCAGGCAUUGCCAAGACCGAACCAUUUUUAGAAUGCACACCGGAAUACUUUGAUGAGACAAUUACUGUGAAUACCAAAGCCGUGGUCAAUGUGAGCCAAAUUGUAGCUAAGAAAAUGAUUCAAAAUAAAAUAAAAGGAUCUAUAGUCAACAUUUCAUCGCAAGCAUCAAAGGCAGCUCUAAGAGACCACACAGCAUACUGCGCUUCAAAAGCAGCAGUGGAUUCUAUUACUCGCGUGAUGGCUUUGGAAUUAGGGCAAUUUGGAAUACGUACAAACACAGUCAAUCCUACUGUAGUUAUGACCGACUUAGGUCGUGCAGUAUGGGCAGAACAAAGUAAAAAGCAGGCCAUGCUAUCAAAAAUACCUUUAGGAAGGUUCGGUGAGGUGUCCGAAGUAGUGAACGCGGUUUUGUUCCUGCUAAGCGAACAAGCGAGCAUGAUUUCUGGUGUACACUUGGCCGUUGACGGAGGCUUUCUAGCUUUAUAAAAAUUCUACUAAAGCUAAAUGUUGUUUAAUCGAAUAAAGCGAAAAAAAUACCUAA
Molecule: messenger RNA, 851 nt
Organism: Galleria mellonella (greater wax moth)
Lineage: Eukaryota; Metazoa; Arthropoda; Insecta; Lepidoptera; Pyralidae
Product: D-erythrulose reductase-like
Exons: 5
Coding region: 62-796 (244 amino acids)
Biological process (GO): xylulose metabolic process; glucose metabolic process
Molecular function (GO): carbonyl reductase (NADPH) activity; L-xylulose reductase (NADPH) activity
Source: RefSeq, a predicted model, not a curated record